Rana temporaria (common frog) is the source of this 1798-nucleotide messenger RNA. RefSeq lists its product as uncharacterized. Gene Ontology annotation, cellular component: nucleus. Bases 389 to 1780 code for a protein of 463 amino acids. Gene Ontology annotation, biological process: regulation of transcription by RNA polymerase II. Lineage: Eukaryota; Metazoa; Chordata; Amphibia; Anura; Ranidae. Gene Ontology annotation, molecular function: RNA polymerase II cis-regulatory region sequence-specific DNA binding; DNA-binding transcription factor activity, RNA polymerase II-specific. The transcript is spliced from 8 exons. The record is from RefSeq and is a predicted model, not a curated record.
AUAAAUUACCGCCCCUUAUCUAACGCUAGUAACCAUGGUAUUCACGAAAGCUUCAAUCGUUAUUUAAUGUAGUCGUUAUGGUUGUCAACUGACUCGUUAUCCAAUCGUUAUGGUUACGUUUCUAACGUAAAUCUCAUUUAGAAGAACGGUAUUCUAACGAAUCAAUCGUUAAUUUAAUGUCCCAAAGCGUAAUAAUAACGUCUACGUUCGUUAAUUAACGCCGGAGAGAUGCAUUCUGGGAGCAGAAGGGGAGGAGAAUAGUUCAUCCUAACCACGUGUUUCCUCUGCAAUUGCGUCCUUUGACCCGGAUGCGGAAAAGUAAAUAAAAGAAAACACACCUGGAGCUCGAGCGCGUGGUGUGGAAAAAACAGCAGCAGCAGCAGAAAACAUGAGGCCGAGUCUAAGAUCGCUGUUUGAACAAAUUGUGAAUUCGCCCAUCCAACAGUCAGAAGAACAUUCAAGCUCCAAUGAGGAAAAUGACAAUAAUGGAUCUGUCAAGUCAGUGGGUCAUGUACCCGGAAAUCUAGCUGCUAUGGUGCGCACCCAAAAAAAUAAUAUGACGGUAGAUGCUAAAGAUAAAUCACAGACAUCAUCGAAGCCUAAGAAACCUGAUUCCAAGGCACAGACCACUCCUCCUGGGAAUAUUAACUCACUUAAAAAACGAAAUAAAAGAAAAAAUUCAGAAAAGGAACGCAAAAAGGAGACACCAUCACCCAAGGAUGUGGGUCCAUCCAAAUUUACGGAAACAUUUGGGGAAUGUAUUAAGAUCAAAACUGCGUAUGAUACCGCACAAAAAUCAACAUCAGAAUCACAACAAAGACACAAAUCAACAAAAUCGACGCAAGAAGAUUACAAGCAAUCCAAAACAUACCCAAAAGCUAAGCACCAAAAGCAGCAGCCUGAGUUUGGUAAGAGCAAUUUCCACCAUCAAGACAAAUCUGAAUGUAGAGUUAGUAAAGCAAGCAAGUCCCAUCCAGAACCUAGACCACCCAUGGAAUCAUCUCAGCAAUCACUAUUCUCUACUGAAGUGCCAAAAAAGAUCUCCAAGCCAGCAAGGUCAGAUGUCAUCAUGUCAUCUAAUCCUGCCUCGCCAGUGUUAAUAGACGGAGAUGAAUUUUCGACAGAGAGUGAAUCUGAGAAUCCAGCAGUUCGUCCAGGCAAAAAAAUCCUUAAGGAUAAAAAGCGAAUCCGAAAUCGAAAAUUCACAUUCCAUGAAAACCUAGUCUUAAUUGAGAACCUUGUUCCACAUUUUCACAAGCUCCUUGGAAACAGAGCAGCUGCUACGGAGUCAGCAUGGAAAAACACAAUCUGGAAGCAAAUUGCAGAUGCAGUUACGAGUGUGGGUGUCUCUCCACGAUCAGCAGAUCACGUACGUAAGCGGUACCAGGACAUUCGGCUUCUACUAAGGCGCAAGAUUUCGGAUGAAAACAAGAGCAGAAAAGCAACAGGGGGUGGCCCUGAGAAGAAAACAGUUUACCACCAGUAUGAAGAGUUACUGCGUCCAUACAUAGAUCUAGAUUCCAUUGUUGGCAUCAAGGCUGGUUUUGAUACCUCGAGGCACCAUGAAAACGAGCAACAUAAUGCAGCUCAACACACCUAUCGCCAGCAGAAGCUCUCCUUUAUGGCCAAACUAACUGAACUCUUAGAAGCACAUCUGCCAUCUCCUGGUGAGCAAUCUCAUAAUGCUCGGAAUCUAACCAGCAGCAACCACAGCAGUUUUGUAUGUGAAAGUAUUAUCGAAAAUGAUGCUAAUGAUAAUUUUACUAUUCAGGAUAUGUAAAUGUUAUAAGAAGUACAA